GUACGGCUUACCGGCACACGCAAACGAUAUCCUCUCGCUUUGCUAUCGCGCGUCCUCCGCGACUAUCCUCGCCCCUCGUCGGCUGGCUUGGUGGUGGUGAAAGACGACGGCGACGAGCCAAGAGGAAUAGCGGAGAGAGAUCGGUUGCGGAGCGCUUGCGCGCGCACUCGCACUCGCGCCGCUCCUCGACGUCGUUUUGCAAGGAAAUUGAUUCUGCGCGAAACGCCAGGCUACGAGGGAGCAUCGUCAGAAGAGCCGGGCUCCGCAGACCGCGCACACACCGCACAGGGGGUUGUUCGCAUCGUUCGCCUCGCACGACACCGUCCGAUCCGCCACUUGGUCCUUCGUCUAGCCGUCGGGGGCACGACUGUUCGUCGACCGUGCGCGACGUUGCUAUUAUGUAAGGGGACGUCGUGGUCGUGGUCGUUGUCGCGUUCACUUGGGUGCCAGCGGGAACAUAGCAGAGGACGCGAACACGCACUGGACACGCGAAGGGGAGAGAACACGCGCUGGAAGGGCGACAUGCGAAGAGACGCGUCGCGCCGGCCGCGUUACGACCACACACAGACGUGCCACGAUCAUCGUAACCACCACCGAUCUGUGCAGGAGUAGGAACGUGAUAUUCGCAGGACGAACACUGCAGGAGAGCAUCCAUGGAAUUGAAAAUCCUGUGGUUCGUUCAUAUCGUGGGAAUUUGCUCCGGUUUGCGAGAGGUGCGCAUCCAGAUACCGACGGCCGUGAAGAAAGGUGACUCGGCGAUACUCAACUGCUGGUAUGACACCGAGGGGGAUCUUUUAUACGCCGUCAAGUGGUACAAAGGGGGUCAAGAGUUUUAUCGCUAUGCCCCGAACGAGAUCCCGGUCGUCAAGACUUUCCCCAUCGGCAACCUGACGGUGAAGAAAAGCGAAAGCAACUCGACCCGGGUUGCCCUGACGAACCUGGAACUGGACGCAGCGGGCGUCUACAGUUGCGAAGUGUCCGCGGAUGCUCCUUCGUUCCAGACGGCCUGCGUCCAAGGCACCAUGAACAUAGUCGAAUUACCCUCUCAAGGGCCGUCGAUACACGGGUUAAGGAGGAAAUACCGGAUCGACGAUAUGCUACGUUUGAACUGCACAUCCGGACGGAGUAAACCCGCGGCCAAUCUCACCUGGUACAUCAACGAUCGACAACCGCUGAAGUCGCACGUCCGCACGUACAGUCCCUUGGACACGAACGAGUCCGAGUGGCACGUUUCACAGAUCGGCCUUCAGUUCCUCGUUACGCACGACCAUUUCGCGGGGGGCAAGCUGAAAAUACGAUGCAGCGCCUCCAUAUACGACAUUUACUGGCAGAGCACCGAGGUCAGCACCGAGGAGGACAAACCGAGGCUGAUACACUACGAACCAGCGGCGACCAUCGUUGGGAUCAACUACCUACAGCCGCCACCCAACUUCCAGACCGGUCAGAAGAAACCCGAUGGACACGUUGGAGUCAAAGUUCUCGGCUCGUCCAGGUCGGAGAUGCGGCUGCCGUUGGCGCGGCUGGUCCUGGGACUGUUCGCGUUCCUUUUGAUCGCCAUUCGUUAACCGUACCGCAUUCAACUACGCGCGCUUUGGAGCUGUUUAUAUAAAUCGACGUGCUUGUAAGAAAGUCCAGGCCGCUUUGUGUCGCGCGAUGGUCGUCCUCCGGCGACGCACGUGCCGCCGCGUCGCACCCUUCUCUGGACCACAGUGAGAGAGAAAGGAAGAGGAACGCGGCUGAAGAUCGAACGAAAACGAGACGAAACGACGGGUUAUUAGGAAGUUUCGAUGCUGGAUAAGUCGGUUGGAUCGAGCUGAAGAAACGGAGCAGCAGCGAGAAAGGCAAAGCAGAGGAGGCAAUGGACAGGGGAAAUUCGCCGGUGAAUCGCGGAGAACUGGAUACAGCUAUAGCUCGCGGCAUCUUAAUUUUCUCUAUGACGAUGGCGAUCGACGAACCAACUUCUCGCGAGAGGAGGUACAUCCGCGAUCGGCCAAAAAUCGGAGAAGAAACGGGCAACGUCCGAGGAAUAUUUUACUAUUAGAUACUAUGUAUUUGCUUUCUCUUUGGCAGAAAUCGUGUGUUCGCAAUGUGUAGUACACCGUUUACGGUGCCAUCGUUUCCAAGAUGAAAAUGACACUUUUCUUUUUCAUACUUUUAUAAAGCCCGAAGAAGGACUAACUAAACUCGUAGCGUGGAUGUAUAUAUAUAUAUAUACAUGUAUAUUCUAUAUAAUAUAUAUGUGUGUGUGUGUAUAAUCUGUCUCUAUAUCCGUCUCUCACUGCCAUUAUUCAUUGCCUCUAAUUCUCCUCUUCUUUUAACUCUGUCAUUCCACCCGUGCGUCGAUUUUAAUUUUGAAAAAAAAAAAAAAACAAAAAACAAAGCGGUCCUAUCACAUCACGCGAUUCACCUAAACGAACAAGAAGAAUGAAACGGAAUAUCGAAGUGCGUAAGAAACAGUGAGCGAGUAGAUGUACCUGAUGAAUCGGAUAUUCGACGAGUCACUUUGCGUUGCUACUGUUAUCGUGUCUAACAUUCUUGUAAUCGAGGACGAUGAACGAAACCGAAGAGAAAGGAUGGUGCUGUUGCGCCACAACGUUCUUCCCGCGCGAAUUGUUCGCCGUCGUGAAAAGCUCUCGUGCGGGGAAAAUAGGCGGCAACGGAGAAAACAAAAGGGCAGGACGAAAGAGGGGAAAAGAUUAAAAAAAAAAAAGAGCCAAACAAACGAGGAAGAAAAGAACAUUGGUGAAAGAAAAGUUUAUCUGUUUACGGUUGGAAAAGAGAACAAAUUUGGUCGUUUGUUAUCCGUACGCUUUUCUGUUCUAUCCGCGUUCUGCACACCGUGUAAUUCCAUCGGCAGAAGGUUAUUACGUAUUCGGUUUAUUAAAUUAAUAGCCAUUUACCGUUCGAUUUAAUGCGUUUCCCUCCGAUACAUUUGUCAACCGCGUGUGACACGCCUUCGUACGUAACGAACAACAAAAGCGAUUUACACAGUCACGUUCUGUUUACAAUGAAUAUCGAGCUUACUGUUCUCCCCCGUCUGCUUCCGGUUUGGAACGUUGUUUCCUGUUGCUCACGCCGGUGCAUCGUUCGCCUCGAAUCGGUACGCGCGCAAACUCCGCGUCUUGCGACUCGCGUCGCUCGAACAAUUAUUUACUUAUUCUUUUAUUUGUCGUUACGGACGUCGACAACGGACGAGGCAUGACGAUCGAACAAGAAAGAAUCAGAGAAAGAGAAGACGAAAAAAGGAAAAGAAAAGGAAGAAUCGAAAGAAGCGAUACGAAGAAUAUCGUAUAUAUAUAUAUAUGUAUAUGUAUAUGUAUAUUAUGUAUUAACGAGCGAUGUGUGCUAGUAUUAGUUACGAAUUAUCGAUUAAGGAUCGCAACGACUGAAUAAUACUCUACAUGAUUUUCUAAUUGUAAUAAGUAUUUUUGAAACCGUCAUCGUUUCUACGUAGCUAACGCGAGCGAGCGUUCGAUAGGGAACGUGUUUCAUUCGGAGAAUUAGCCAAAGAGAACAAAUAAAAACGAAUAGACGAGGGCGAAGAAACGAGAAGGAGAGAAAAAAAAACGCAUGAGAGCGGUGUAAUUGAUAUUUUCGAACGAGAUAUUGUGCGUCUAAUAGAAAGAAGAAAGAAUAAAAUAAUUGUAAAGUGUCAGAGAGAGAGAAAGAGAGGGAGAGAGAGAGAGAGAGAGAGUGUGAUAUCUCGCGUGCACGCAGCAUAGUUUCACGAUUCUUUGUGUAAUAGAGACGAUGUUAGCGGAAUUUUUGCCAAUUUUUUGGUAUCGAUGCUCGUUAUGUUCCUCAGCUUGUCACGAUACGAAAGAAUAUUUAUGAUAAUAAUAACGAUAUGACCACAACGUCGUAUUUCAUUUCAUUUCAUUUCAUUUCAUUCAAAAGCUCACCGUCGUUUUCUUUCUUCCUCGCUAUUACUUUUCAUUCUACCGUCUAUCGUCUUUAAUUCGUAUCAUUACAAAACACUAUGUAAGAAGAGCAUAAAAAGGAUAUCGAAAUACAGAGUAAUAUCGUACUCCUUUUAAAGAUAUAAAUCCUACUCCCUUCCGCUGUUUGACUUCUCGCAAGAAAUCGGUCGUCCCUUUAAAAAUCGCAGCGAGCGGACGCCCUGCGAGGGAUAGGGGACGGAGGAAGGGUAAAAAGGAAAAGUAGCUUACUCAGAGUCUCUCAAUACCACUUAACCUCCUUUUUUAAAUCCCUGUUUUAUUCGCCACGAUAUAACGUAAUUCCUAAUGACCGUUCAUGAAAAUGCAGCAUAAAACGGACCAAAUAUUCCAGCGCACGAAUUAUCCACGGCUUUACGUAUUAGUACGGAUAAGAGGCAAUUUCGAGAAGCGAUCUUUUUUCAUCGACGAUAUCCGUGUUCCUGCCAUUGAAACAACCCCUUAACGAAUCAGCCGAUUUUUCACCAAAGUCGAUCCGAACGCCGCCGAUUAACAAACGCUAUUUUAUCAAACGCUCGCCGAUUGAAUCGUGUUUCGCUGGCAUUAUCACUCCAUUUGUUUCCGCGUCACAGGCAAUAAUGCUGAUGAAAUAAUUCAAUUACCCGUUUUGCAUGCGAUACGAUCAUCAUGGCGGUGCGCGUGCAACACGGCCUCGCUCUACUCCUAACUUUCGCCCCUAUUAAUCUUCGAAGAUGCGCUAUUCACCACCGACUAAUCCGUUUAUUCUUUUAAAUCCGAAAUCCGAUAUCUCGUUCGAAGGGCCACGCUCUGCCGCGUCACGCUUUUACUUACACGAGAGGCUUAAACGCUUGUUGUGUUUUGUACUUUUGUUUUUUCUUUUUUUUUUUUCGAUCUUCCACCUCCCUGAAAAACCAACGCUGCAUGAUAUUUG
This is a messenger RNA of Bombus pyrosoma, 4848 nucleotides long. Its product is annotated as cell adhesion molecule 3-like. Lineage: Eukaryota; Metazoa; Arthropoda; Insecta; Hymenoptera; Apidae. Bases 654 to 1565 code for a protein of 303 amino acids. The record is from RefSeq and is a predicted model, not a curated record. The transcript is spliced from 6 exons.